This is a messenger RNA of Psylliodes chrysocephalus, 3867 nucleotides long. The record is from the annotation of a GenBank genome assembly. NCBI's taxonomy places the organism in Eukaryota, Metazoa, Arthropoda, Insecta, Coleoptera, Chrysomelidae.
AUAUUUUGAUAAUAGAAAAAAGGUCAGUUAAUUUAAAACAAUAUUAUCUUGAAAUGCAUAUAAAUUAAUAAAAUGUGAAAAUUGCAUAUUAGACGAUGCAAGUGAAGUGAUGGAAGUGUUUUUCUUGGCGAAGUGGGCCGUGUAUGGUGACGCCGCUAUGUUGUAUACCAUUUUAGCAUUUUUUGUCUUUAUUACUACUCGAUUGUUGAUAUUUACAUCUAAACCAUUCAAAAAUACUUGACUAUGAAAGGAUUUAAACAAUGUAUACAUUUUUUUUUAGGUUAUAUCUAUAAGUAAACAUGAUUGAAGGAAACAAGCAAGUUAGGGUUGAAAAUUGGGGGACGUUUUUUCUCCAACGUCUCCAAGUGUUUUUUUGCUAAAACGGAUUACUGUGAUUUAACAUUACAAUUCGAUGGGAACGUGCAGUUGAAAGUUCACAGGCUGGUGAUGAACGCUUGUACUGAAUAUUUUAGAUUUUUGGAAGACAACUGUUCAGCUAUGGAGGAUAACACGAUAUUAAUGCCUUCUGAUCUUCAAUCUGAUGUUAUUGUGCCGAUUGUGAAUUUCAUGUAUACAGGUAUGCUAGAAUUCCACGUAUCGCUCUAUGACAAGCUCUACAGAGUAGCGGAAUUGAUGAACAUUUCGAUACUAACCAAGCUCUUGGACGCCCAAAAAAUAACCCCUCCUACACAACCCGCACCCACCCCGAAACCCUCGAAACCAAAACCGGAAAAGAGACAACCACCGCAGCCCAGACAUCACGUCGAGCUACCGUCUCCGCUGCCGGGUCGAAAGGUGCCCGUUUGGAAAAGGAAAAACGUCCCAGCUGCAUCGAAUCCAGUUCAAGGCUUCGAAAAGAAUUGGCACACGCCAGCGGAUCCCUUGUCUUUAGAUAACACCCCGAAGCCGACGAGGUUCGAGUGGCCUGAAGAUGAUCUACCGACGAUGACGUUACUCGAUACUAAUUUCGAGGAUAUUUCUUAUACUAGCAGGCCCUUGCUCACCAAGGAAGAAGAAGAAAAGAUUAAACCGAAUUUCGAUGAUUUACGGCAUAACGUCGAACUUCCAACUCCUAAAAAGGGGGCGUCGAAAUCCGGCAACAAUUCCGUCAACUUCAGAGACAUUGAAGAAUUCUCUAAAGAACAGAGGAUUAGAACGGCCAUGUUCGAAGAUCCGGAUGAAAUUAGCGAACUGAACCAAAAAAGGAAAGCUGACACGACCCAGCUAGUCAAAGCGCCCACGAAAAGAAUCAAAAUUAGCAACAAGGAAAACAAAGAAACCAUGAUCAGUGUUGAAAGUAGCACGCCAGGUGAUAUCGAUCAUACCAAAAUAGUAACGGAAAUUUUAAAAAAGUACCCCGACCUUGUCAAAAAGAAUAAGAACAUCAAACUGAAAAUCAUGCCAGGAAGUAAAGAUACGUCCGAAAAAAAGAUCGUCAACGCUGUUGUGGAGCAAGUUAGGCGAUCACCGGUUCAGCCGGAACCUGUCAAAACGAGACCACCCCCAUUGCAGCAGUUCCAAGGGAAACGAAAAAACAAAAUAGAAACCGUACUGGACGACGAAGGUCCGUGGGUGUGCAAAAAAUGCGUCUCGAUGGGCGGGGAAGUACAGGAGUUCGUCCUUUAUUAUCUAUACAGAAAACACAUGACCGACAUGCACGACGAAGUAUUCGACGCGCGUUUAUGCAAGUAUUGCGGACACAAAUGCGGAAAUCACAACCUAAUGAUGUACCACAUGUACACGAAACACGCUUUGAAACCUCCGUCGGCCUAUAAUUUUCCCAGCUGCGAAAAAUGCCCGUACGUUGCUCUGAACGUCGAUAGAUUGAACAAACACGUACUUCUCCACUAUCCAAACGAGAUCCAAUGCCAAGACUGCAAACUGGCGUUCGCUUCCACUCCAGCACUUUCAGCGCACAUUCGCAUGACCGGCCAUUACAACAAACCCGGUAGAGUCAGUUAUGACUGCCAGUACUGCAUGAAGAAGCUCCAAUCCGCCAUCACUUUAAUGAGCCACAUAAGGAAAGCGCAUUUGUCUGAAGGAAAGCGGGACGGCAUCGUUUGUUUGGAGGAGUUAGACACGUUGGAGGACUUGGAGGAAGUGGACGAUGAGGAUCAGCAGUUCAUCGUACCGGAGAUGCUGUCUGACACGUUGCACAAAGACAAAGUGAAGAUCAUCUCCAACGUGACGGUUCCUCCGAAUCGACGGGAGGCCGAUGGCGCUCAGCAGAAUCGUUUGGUUCAGUUGGAUGCGAGUUCCGAGGCUGAGGCGUUGAAUAACGUGGCUACUGGUCUCGCGACGAGUUUGAAUUUGGUGGAUAUAGUGGUAUUGGAUGAUAAUCAGCAGUAUAUUCUUCAACAGGAUGGGGGUAGCGAGCGGAAGUUUAUUAUACCGGAAUUGGGGCACGGGCAGUCGUUUAGUGGACAAGUCAUUAGUACCCAGGAUAAUACUGUGAUUCAACAGGGUAUGAUACAAAGCAGCACCGGCGACAUAGCGUCAACAGACGAACUAGUAAUGGUCCUGACGGACCACGACUACCCAGACGAACAGGAAGGCGAAAACCCAGAGAAUUCGAAUAUAGUCGUCUUGUACAGCCAUCCAGUCGAAGGACAGGAAGGACAAUUUAUAACAUCACAGGGAAAUUUGAUGGUAAAUUCCCAAACCGGCAUGCUGGAAAUAAGAAACGGUCCUACGAUUGCGACCACCACAGCUAGUCAAAUGGUGGUUACUAAUUCCGUAGAUUCGCCCAUAGAGUCAAUCGAAAUGAUUCAAAGGGAAAUAGAGAGCCAAGGCUCGCAGUUAAAACACGAACCAUUCUUCAGCGAAGAACGAAAGCAAGAGGAAAUGCACGCCGAACAGCACACGACGAAAUUGCAAAGUAUGCCUGACAUUUCCGAAACGGAAGUUCAAGAAAUACCCGUAGAUAACGAACCUGAGAAUGCUGCGCAAACGGAAGACGAACAACAAAUCGAAGAAACCGAAGAACAUUGUCAAGUUCAGACCGACGAUUCGUUGAAUGAGAGUGCAGAACAGCAACACGAGGCGAAAGAUACCAGCGAGGAUAAUGUUGAUGGUAGUUUGGAUGUUAGUAAUGAAGAACCAAUGGAUAUUGACGAUAUGGAGCAUAAGACUGCUGAAAAUGAAGAAAUGGACGAAAGCAUUAGUCAGGAAAACCUCGAAGAGGAACAUCAACCCCAGGAAGCCGAAACGUCGAUUUCCGAUCAACCGGCACCAGAGGAAGAAAAAGAAUGUCCUGGACCGGAAAGUGCCGAUAUACCACCGGAACGCGAGUCGCCGACGUCGCCUUCCGAAGCGGUAGAUCUAAACAAUUUUUCGGUCGAUAAAGACGACGCCGAAAAACUUCCCAUGAUAGCCGAAGAGUCUGAAGAACAACAAGAACCCGAAUCGCAGGAAGAACCGAUAGAUCAAGGAGAACCGAUGGAAGUCGAUGGAAAAGUUGUGGAAGAGGAAGGUGAUGCAAAAGAAGAUCCCGAAGAACUUGCGGAAAAUAAUGAGACUGAUAACGGCGUUGAUGAAUCUCAAGUGACCGAUGAUGCAGACAAUCAGUUACUUCAAGAAGAACCGCAAGGAGAGGAAUCAGAAAAAAACGUGGAAGUCAGUUCGUUACAAGAAACUCCUUCUCAAAGUAUACCCCCGAAAAAUGCUACCGAUAUAAAUAGGACGAUUUUGGAUGAUUGGGAAGAUGAUACGGACUCUCAACAAAGUGAUAAAAAUGUCGAUAGAGACUCAGAGGUUUUGGAUGCCGAUGAAAAUAAUAAAGAACCAAUCGUAAAUACAGCUGUAGAUAAUGUCAAUAAACUAAUGGACGAUUGGGAUGAAGAGGAGGAAGAAGAAAGAAAAGAAUAG